UUUUUUUUUUAUACAUUAUUUGAAACUAUUACACCGAUGACCAUGAUGACAGCGGUUAAGUUCGAAAUAUCCAAAAUUAUCAGAACAAGAAUUUCCUUUCUUUUUGAAACCGAGUUUGUACUUUCUCUAUGUUGUUUCGAAAGUAGGAUAUGAAACGUAAACAUUUCGGCUUUGCGCAGAAUGUCGAAGAUAAAUAAACGCCUUGUGAGAGACAGAUUAGCAAACUGGGAGUCUCGCGGCAUUCCUUUGACCACAUUAUCAACGAAACAAAAGGACAUAUGCAUACAAUUAUCGUCAACAGUGAACGAAAGACGAAUACCGUCCAACCUACCAGAGGAUGAUGAUCAAUUGGUAUUGCCUCAUAAACAACUGGAAUCCAGUACAGGGGGCUCUGUCGUUCAUGAAGAAUUUCAGAAAAGUGCACCACCAGAAAAAGCAGAAACAGCACAGAUGUUUUUAUCAUGGUACUCUGACCUAGAAAAAGAUAUGGAAAAAGAGGAAGAAGCUCCCUACAGACAUUACAUAGAGGAGCUUCAGGGAUACCAGGACCAAUGUGAUGGUGUACUAGGGGAGGUAACCACUGCCUUGACCUAUUUAGCAGGACUUCAGAAGCAAUAUGUUAGUGUAUCCACCAAAACAAAUGCACUUCAUGAGGCCUGCGAGCAUCUCUUGGCUGAACAGACAAGAUUGAUGAACACUGCUGAGAAUAUCAGUAAUAAACUGUCAUAUUACAAUGAACUGGACAAAAUUUCUAGUAAACUGGCUUCCCCGACUUUGAUGGUUACUAAUGAAUCCUUUGUGCCCAUGCUAUCUAGGCUGGAUGAAUGCAUUCUUUAUCUGAGAAACAAUCCUAAUUACAAGGAAUCACAGAUGUAUCUGGCCAGACUGAACCAGUGUUUGUCCCGAGCAUUGAGUCUCAUUAAAUCCCAUGUUAUCAACAUUCUGCAGUCCUCCACCAGGCAGGUGCAGGAGAAAAAGGAUUCCACACAGCUUGGAGAUAAUGCAUUUACAUUGUUCUAUGGAAAAUUUCGAGCAAAUGCACCUCGAGUGAAAGCUCUUAUGGAGCAGUUAGAAAUCCGCCUGGAUAAAAGUCCCGAAUAUAAUCAGGCUUUGGUGGACUGUCAGCAGUGCUAUUUUAGCCAGCGAGAACUGCUCCUUGGACCUAGCAUUACCUCUACAAUCAAUGAUUUGGCCACAAAACAUGUCCGUGAUCAUUGUGCGCUGAUGAGAAGUGGGUGUGCAUUUAUGGUUCAUGUGUGUGAGGAUGAGUACCAGUUGUACUAUAAUUUCUUCACCAGACACUCCCCUCUCUUAGAUGAGAUGUUGGAACGACUCUGCAACAACCUGUAUGAUGUCUUUCGUCCCCUCAUCAUUCAUGUCAACCAUCUUGAGACCUUGGCAGAACUCUGUUCCAUCAUGAAAGUGGAAAUGUUGGAAGAGCAUGCACAAGCUAAUGCUCAGGAAUUGUCCUCCUUCAGUAAUGUCUGCCAUCAGAUGUUAAUGGACAUGCAAGAACGCCUAGUUUACAGAACAUAUAUUUACAUACGGUCUGACAUUCUACAGUAUUCAGCAGCACAAGGAGAUCUAGCCUAUCCUGAAAAAUUGGAAAUGAUGCAGAGCAUUGCUGAGAGCAUAAGAGCUGGGGAGACCAAGGGCCACACCCGGACCCCCUCUUCAUCUUCUUUAAAGGGUCACUCCCGAUCUCCUUCAAAUGCCUCCAGCACCAGCCAGGAGGUGGCUGAACUAACAGAAGCAGGAAAAAAUGAGAUGAAGAGCAUGACCAGUACAAUGCCUAUGUCCCCCGCAGACCUCCAUGGGAUGUGGUACCCCACAGUGAGGAGGACACUGGUGACCCUAUCUAAACUGUACCGGUGUAUUGAUAGAACCACAUUCCAAGGACUUUCCCAGGAAGCAUUGCAGUCUUGUAUUCAGUCUUUAAAAACUGCAAAGGAAGGGAUUACCAAAAGGAAGACAUUGAUGGACGGACAGCUGUUUCUUAUUAAACAUCUGUUGAUACUUCGAGAACAGAUAGCUCCAUUCCAGACAGACUUCUCCAUUCGAGAAACAUCACUGGAUUUCAGCAAAUUAAAGGAUUUUGGCAAAAUUAAAGAUGCUGCUAAAGGCUUGAUACAGAACAGUUCCAAAAUGUUUACAUUUAACAGCAACAACUCUCUGCUGCAAUUUAUACUGGAGGGCACUCCACAUGUAAUGGAACAUUUUGUGGACUCAAAGAAAGACGUGGAUGUGGAGCUGAAAGUCACAUGUGAAGAAUUCAUCCAUCAUAUGUCGGACAACUUCACUGAACCACUCAAAACUUUUCUAUCACGAGCAUGUGUUGUCAUAAACAUGAAACAGGAGGAAGGAAUCAGAAGUGUCUCUCUACGACAGCAGCCAUUUGCUACACCAGAAAAAUUGCAUGAUGUUGUGUCAGAGACAUACAAAAACAUAAAAUCUCGCCUCCCCACAAUACACAAGAGCAUGCAGUUGUAUCUUGCCAACCGAGACACGGAAACUAUUCUCUUUAAACCAAUCAAGGUGAACAUUCAGCAAGCAUUCCAGCAGCUCUCACAGAUUCUGACUGAGGAUUAUACAGAAGAGGAUAUACAGAUUGUGGCUAAUCCUAGCCCCGAACAGAUAAAUUUGCUGAUAUCAACAACGAUGAGAUAAUGCCCCAGCAGAUUCUUAUCAAAGAAAACAAUGCCAACAAUGAGAACAGUGUUAUCAAAGAAGUAUUUUAUUGAUUAUAUGAAAAUUAAUAUAAUUGAAUAUUAAUAACGAGAAAGCUGCAUUGAAAAACAUAGGAAUCUGUCAUAUAAAUUUAUUGCUAAAUGUAUUAGAAUGAUUAGUGCAGACAUAUAUCCUCCUAGAAUAAACGAUUUACAGAUA
Ostrea edulis (European flat oyster) is the source of this 2886-nucleotide messenger RNA. RefSeq names its product conserved oligomeric Golgi complex subunit 3-like. Gene Ontology annotation, biological process: intracellular protein transport; intra-Golgi vesicle-mediated transport; Golgi organization. The transcript is spliced from 22 exons. NCBI's taxonomy places the organism in Eukaryota, Metazoa, Mollusca, Bivalvia, Ostreida, Ostreidae. The coding region runs from base 181 to 2667 and encodes 828 amino acids. Gene Ontology annotation, cellular component: membrane; COG complex; cis-Golgi network. The record is from RefSeq and is a predicted model, not a curated record.